AUGAUCGACGCGCUCUACGACCACCUGUCGGAAAAACCGGCCCUGCACCUCGAUGAGAUAGCUGUCUUCCUCUGGGAUGAGUUUCGCACGACGAUGACAACCUCUGGCCUCAGGAGAGCCCUAGUGACCAAAGGUUGGUCGAAAAAGACGGCCCGGCAGCAUGAAAAAAAGCUCAAUACUGAUUUGCGAGAAAUUUAUCUCCAUAAUUUGUCAGAUUUUAAAUCGUAUCAUCUAGUUUAUGUGGAUGAAUCAGGAUGUGAUAAGAGGGCUGGGUUUAGGCGCAAAGGCUGGUCGCCAUUUGGCGUUGCCUGUUUGCAGGUAUCACAGUUCUAUCGCCACCAGCGAUAUCAGAUCAUACCUGCGUAUGCCCAGGAUGCGAUCCUCCUCUCGCAAUUAUUCCGUGGAGCAACAGAUGGCACUGUAUUCGAAGACUUUUUAGCUCAACUUCUUCAGCACUGUGGACGAUGGCCGGAACCGAAACCCGUCGUGGUUAUGGAUAAUGCGUCAUUCCAUCGAUCAGAACGGCAACCGAUACAGACGUAA
This is a messenger RNA of Penicillium expansum, 543 nucleotides long. RefSeq lists its product as uncharacterized. The record is from RefSeq and is a predicted model, not a curated record. Lineage: Eukaryota; Fungi; Ascomycota; Eurotiomycetes; Eurotiales; Aspergillaceae. The coding region runs from base 1 to 543 and encodes 180 amino acids. The transcript has a single exon. Gene Ontology annotation, molecular function: nucleic acid binding.